AUGAACAUAUCCACAUCUACAAUUCUCCAGGAGCGUAGACGUCCUCAUCAGUCUGCACAAAGAGAAGAGGAGGACGCAGCCAAACUAUACUUUGGUCCAGAAUUUGAUGUACGACAGACCUCACAUGAUGGUACAGAAGCCCCAUUGAUCGCUUUGAAUUUGUCGGAAACAAGACUACUCAUCAACGCUGCUUUGCAACAACGUAGAAGGGACAAUGAAGGGGAGUCUUCAGGAGACAUCAACGAUGAGGAUGAGGAAGAUUUUUCGAACUCGAAUGAAAUUCUACGGAAAACGCAAGAGUAUUUAUCGGUCUUCGCCAGGUUCAAGGACGAGCAAACGGUAAGCGCGGCUGAGCACUUACUAAAAUCUCAAGAAAAUGCGGAUCUCCAUCCAUUCGAAAUUGCUCAACUAGGCUCGUUGGUUUGUGAGGAUGCUGAAGAAGCCAAAUCCCUUAUACCAAGUUUGGCAUACAAAAAGAAUGAUGAAGAACUGCAAGUACUUCUUGAUAACUUACGCCGCUUUGGUUAA
Molecule: messenger RNA, 528 nt
Organism: Wickerhamiella sorbophila
Lineage: Eukaryota; Fungi; Ascomycota; Dipodascomycetes; Dipodascales; Trichomonascaceae
Product: DNA-directed RNA polymerase II subunit rpb4
Exons: 1
Coding region: 1-528 (175 amino acids)
Biological process (GO): positive regulation of translational initiation; transcription initiation at RNA polymerase II promoter; mRNA export from nucleus in response to heat stress
Cellular component (GO): P-body; RNA polymerase II, core complex
Molecular function (GO): nucleotide binding; translation initiation factor binding
Source: RefSeq, a predicted model, not a curated record